AUGAACGUCUCAGCAACGGUCAAUGUCUUGAGACUGUUGGUCAAUCCAUCUCUGUGUCUGCCGCACCACUCAAUUGCAACUUUCGAUCAGCUUCCCGUACCUCUCUCAGCAGCCUUCGCCAGCAAGAAUGGCGAGAAGAAACCAGACAUCAGAGCGGUAGUGCUGGACAAGGACAACUGUUUUGCAGUGCCGAAGCAGAAUGAAGUCUAUCCUCCCUACCAGGCAAAAUUCGACGAGCUUCGCAAAGCUUAUCCUGGCUCACGCCUUUUAAUCGUUUCCAAUUCGUCUGGAACGUCUUCAGACAAAGGCUUCGAAGAAGCUGAUCUGCUGGAGAAGAACACUGGCGUCAAAGUACUCAGACAUGGCACGAAGAAACCAGGAUGUCAUGACGAGGUCAUGCAGUACUUUCGAAGCAAGCCUGAAACUGGCGUCAACAGUGAAUCGCAGGUCGCCAUCGUAGGAGACAGACUAUUCACGGACGUGCUUAUGGCGAAUAUGAUGGGGUCCUAUGGACUAUGGAUCAGAGAUGGCGCGGUGAAGGAUAACGGUCUUGUACGGGAAGCUCGAUUGUUCACGGAGACAUUGUGUACUAACGUUGUACCACAGCUCACGAAGAUCGAAAGAAAUAUUCAUGGUUUCCUGCUUCGACGAGGCUAUGUGCCACCCGUGCCCAGAAGUGACUUUGAGUGA
Molecule: messenger RNA, 690 nt
Organism: Pseudocercospora fijiensis CIRAD86
Lineage: Eukaryota; Fungi; Ascomycota; Dothideomycetes; Mycosphaerellales; Mycosphaerellaceae
Exons: 1
Coding region: 1-690 (229 amino acids)
Biological process (GO): cardiolipin biosynthetic process
Cellular component (GO): mitochondrion
Molecular function (GO): phosphatidylglycerophosphatase activity
Source: RefSeq, a predicted model, not a curated record